Messenger RNA from Clonostachys rhizophaga, 882 nucleotides. The record is from the annotation of a GenBank genome assembly. Lineage: Eukaryota; Fungi; Ascomycota; Sordariomycetes; Hypocreales; Bionectriaceae.
AUGUAUCCUGCGUGGCUUCGGACCUCAGCCCUGGCCGGCCUUGUUUCGACAACGCUCGCUCUGGAUCUCCCAGAAUACCGAGGUCUAAAGACUUUUCAGAACGCAAGUGUCCUCGAAAUCACUCUCCACAACCCAACAUCGCCGAUCAAUGUCUGGAACCAUGAUUUUCAGACUGGGUUGGCCGACAUUGUACAGAGGCUUCAGUCCGACAAUGAAACCAAGGUCGUCAUUGUCAAGAGCGACGUUCCUGGUUUCUUCUGUGCCCAUUUGGACCUUCUGAUGCCCGGAAUUGAAACUGCCGCGGGUAGUUUUGUAGAACUCAUGUACAACAUCUCGAACCUGCCGCAAGUGACCAUCGGCGCAGUUGACGGGAGAGCCCGCGGAGCAGGGAACGAACUCCUGAUGGGGCUCGACAUGCGUUUCGCUACCAAGUACGAAACGCUCCUCGGACAGAUAGAGGUGGCCACUGGCCUCAUCCCAGGGGGAGGAGGGAGCCAGCAUCUUCCUGGACUUAUCGGCCAAGGCCUUGCAAUGGAGUAUAUCCUAAGCGGCAAGGACAUCAACGCCCAAGACGCGGAGAGAAUCGGCUGGAUCAACAAAGCUUUCGACACAUCGAGUGAGAUGUACGCGUACAUUGACGAGCUCACCUCGCGCUUGGUUCUAUACCCUCUUGCAGCGCUAGCGGCGGCCAAGGAGUCAAUCAACCUUGCGGCGCGUCCUCCGUUGGAGAACCUUUUGCAAGAUGUCGCCUCCUUCAACCGCCGGAUCGCUGAUCCGAUCGUGUCGCAGCUCUUGGGCAAAGCAUUGUCUUUGACGAACAAUCAGUCGCUUGGCGAUGUGGAGCUCAAUUUGGGAAGGGACUUGCCUCUACUUUACACUUAA